GGGAACUGUAGUUCAUUGUGGCACAGGAGCUGAGGCUAAAAUGUCUCACAAAACUACAGUUCCCAGAAUUCCAUAGUAUUGAGAGCCAGGACAGUUAAAGCGGUCUCAAAGUGGGUUAUUCCUGCAGUGUGUUUUGGACCACAGUUGUAUGGCUCUCUCAUGCCUCUAAUUCUAUGGUUUUGGGUUUUAAAAACUUAAAAGGGCCUAGGGCUGGUGACGUCACCGGAAACAGGAAGCAGUGGGCGGAAGUGACCUCAGGAGAAGGAGGGGGAGACCCAGAGCAGAGGGAACGAUGAGCACUCCAGGAGGGUUGGUGACCAAUCGCGGACGGCGUUUCAAAUGGGCCAUUGAGUUGAGCGGUCCAGGUAGUGGAAGUAGGGGCCGUAGUGACCGGAGCAGCGGUCAGGGGGACACUCUAUAUCCUAUAGGCUACUCGGACAAGCAGGUACCAGAUACCAGUGUCCAGGAAACAGAUCGUAUCCUGGUGGAAAAGCGCUGCUGGGAUAUUGCCCUGGGUCCCCUGAAGCAAAUCCCUAUGAACCUGUUCAUCAUGUACAUGGCAGGCAACACAAUUUCCAUCUUCCCCACCAUGAUGGUCUGUAUGAUGGCCUGGAGGCCCAUCCAAGCACUCAUGUCCAUCUCUGCUACCUUCAAAUUACUGGAGAGUUCAAGCCAAAAAUUCCUUCAGGGUCUGGUGUACUUAAUUGGAAACCUCUUAGGGUUGGCUUUGGCUGUUUACAAGUGCCAGUCAAUGGGAUUGUUGCCAACACAUGCUUCUGACUGGCUGGCUUUUAUUGAACCACCUGAGCGCAUGGAGUUCACAGGUGGGGGUCUUGUGCUAUGACCCAACUCAGUGUCAGAAACUAAGUGUUGCAUUAGAUGUCUGGAUCACCGGAUGUUCUUCUCUCACUCAACCUCAUUCCCUCAUAAAGCUGCCGAUUCUUAAGUGAACGCUGCUGUUCUGUGGAACAUAAGAUGAAAAAUGCAGAGACAAGAAGAACAAAAUGCAAAGGACUGAUAUGCUGCAUGGGGAGAGGCAGAAGGCUCACCCUGACGGGUUUUUACCUUUCCUCUUCUGUUUAAAGCAGAAUAAAAGUGCUAACACAAA
Sceloporus undulatus (fence lizard) is the source of this 1108-nucleotide messenger RNA. RefSeq names its product ER membrane protein complex subunit 4 (gene EMC4). NCBI's taxonomy places the organism in Eukaryota, Metazoa, Chordata, Lepidosauria, Squamata, Phrynosomatidae. Gene Ontology annotation, biological process: protein folding in endoplasmic reticulum. The record is from RefSeq and is a predicted model, not a curated record. Gene Ontology annotation, cellular component: EMC complex. The coding region runs from base 293 to 844 and encodes 183 amino acids. The transcript is spliced from 6 exons.